This is a messenger RNA of Sparassis crispa, 486 nucleotides long. RefSeq lists its product as hypothetical. The coding region runs from base 1 to 486 and encodes 161 amino acids. NCBI's taxonomy places the organism in Eukaryota, Fungi, Basidiomycota, Agaricomycetes, Polyporales, Sparassidaceae. The record is from RefSeq and is a predicted model, not a curated record. The transcript has a single exon.
AUGACAGAUUGGCCAUCGCGCGGGCCCUUCGUGUUGCACCUUCGCCGGCUCGAGGUUGCAUGGCUGAGCGUCUACGAAGGAGCAGCGGCACAUGUCCAGGGCCUCCUACGGACGGCUGGGCGCAACAUGGAACACCUAGCACUGACCAUCGACGAAGUGCCGCCGCACAGGAAGGACUUAUACGCAGACAUUCUGGAUCUCUCAUGCAAUCCUCGACUGGUCUCUCUGCACCUGAAGAGUGUUCUCAUCAGUCAGGAGAAUUCGAUGGAUUGGGUAACCACCAUCCUGUCGAAGAUCACUUCCGUGCACUCUCGGCUGCAGCGUAUCCACUUCAGCGUCCGCAUGCAGCGUAUCGAACCAAGUGUCCACAUGCAACCGGAGCAACUCGACAGGCAACUGGCCCGGGUGGCGGAGGGGCGACCGCACCUGGUGGUUACGUUCAUACUCCGGUGGAGAAGUCAGAAUUUGACAGGCUGGGAUCCGUAG